GUCCACGAUUUUAUUCUCCCCUCUUUACAGAUUUCAUCACAUCUACAACAUGAAGACCACCAUUUUAUCCGCUGCCUGUCUGGUGCCUUUCAGCGCGGCGACCGAUGUCUUGUUACCUCUAUAUGUUUAUCCUCUGUCGGGUGCCUGGGACGCAGUCUAUAACGCUGCCUCGGCAUACCCAGAUGUGACGUUCAACGUGAUCGUGAACCCUGACUCUGGACCUGGAGCUGGGCAGUACCCUGAUAGCACAACUAUUCCAGCGAUUAAUAAGCUGAACUCGUACCCCAACGUGCAGACCCUCGGAUACGUACACACAUCUUACGCAUCGCAGAGCGUCAGCAAAGUAGAAAGCAACGUCAGCGUCUACGCCGGCUGGGCUAGCUACUCUGAAAGCAACAUUGCCGUUAAAGGCAUCUUCUUCGACGAAGCACCUAACAAUGACGAUCCCACCUCAACGGACUAUAUGUCUAACGCAGCGUCAUACGCACGCGGCCUAGGAUUGGACUGUAUUAUCUUCAACCCUGGAGCCUUGACCACUGCCACCGCUUACUAUGAUGCUGCUGAUUUGAUUGUGAACGAGGAGAUUGCUUAUUCGUCAUACUCCAAGUCCAGCACGGUUGAUGUUAUCCCAAGCCAGUACAGAAACCAGUCUGCUAUUAUUCUCCACGAUACUCCUUCCGGUGCCGAUAUCUCGUCGUUGGUAAGCACUAUUGUCGGCGCCGGUAUCGCCGCAUUCUAUGCGACGGAGGACUGCUGCUAUAACAGUAUCACUACCUCGUUGCUGGACAGUAUUUCCUCUUCCCUAGAGAACGCUUAGGUGUUACGGAGUGGUUUGUCUGGAGUUUGCAGAAAGAUUGUCACUUUUGCCAUCAACCAAUCAGAUUGAAUCAUAUUCUUAUGAGAGGACCCACUCAAAGCUUAUCUAUAUUUCAAUCAAUCAUAUUCGUUCGUUACAGAAGCCGGAAACAAUAGGCCAAUCAGAAGAUGAGUUGAAGUGGGACCUCCCGUCCUUUAAUCAGUUUAGGCUUUUAUUCAUCGAACAAUGGGAGAAUGUCACGAGGUCUUGAUGUACCUAGAUAGAUAAAGACAUCUCGAUCGCUCCAAUAUCUC
Talaromyces stipitatus ATCC 10500 is the source of this 1110-nucleotide messenger RNA. Its product is annotated as cell surface spherulin 4-like protein, putative. The transcript has 2 exons. Lineage: Eukaryota; Fungi; Ascomycota; Eurotiomycetes; Eurotiales; Trichocomaceae. The record is from RefSeq and is a predicted model, not a curated record. The coding region runs from base 50 to 817 and encodes 255 amino acids.